UGUAAAUAUUCACUAUUAUUAUACACAUUGAGAAUUUUUAUAAUCAUUUCUACUAUUUAACUUAUUUUUUUAAAUUUUUAUGAUGAUUCUUUCAUGUGAUGUUUUUAACGUCAAAAUGUCUCAUCUCACAUUUUAUCGUUCUCUUUCAAAUCUAUCGCAUUUCUUCCUUUAAAUUCCCAAAUAAUAUCAAUUUGUAUCAAAAUGUUGGAAAUAUUCACGAAUUUGUUCUAUAUUCUGAAAAAAGACAUAAAGAAGCCAUGUUUGAAACCAAAGUCUAGCCAAGUUAGGCAUCACAGAAUAGUUGGUAGGGGAGGUGGAGUUUUUAGGCUUAAUAAGCGCACUAAAUUACCUGCCAAACCGAUAGUUCUUCCGUAUCGGAGAUGUAUGCUAUUGGGGAAGAUGGACAAUACAAAGGCUAUGCAGAUAAGCCAUUCAGGAGUGAAAACUCGUAAGCCUCAGAAGUUAAAUUUACAUUGGAAAAGGAUUUGGCAUCCUUUGAAGAAGUACUUUAUAAGACUUAGGAUUACGAUGCGUGGCCUUAAAACAAUUAAAAGACUCGGAAUCGUUGAAGCGGCCAGGAGAUUUCACCUAAAUAUCGACGACCCGAAGUUAUUUGCAGGCUACGCUAAUCUUAAGCAAAAGGAUCCUGAACCUACUACUGAAACUGUUACUACUAGUGUUCCAUCUACCGUUAGCACUGAAGUUACCUAAUUUUAUACAAUAUA
This is a messenger RNA of Theileria parva strain Muguga, 725 nucleotides long. It is a transcript of the gene rpmB, whose product is annotated as Ribosomal L28 family protein. Gene Ontology annotation, molecular function: structural constituent of ribosome. The transcript has 5 exons. The record is from RefSeq and is a predicted model, not a curated record. NCBI's taxonomy places the organism in Eukaryota, Apicomplexa, Aconoidasida, Piroplasmida, Theileriidae. The coding region runs from base 202 to 711 and encodes 169 amino acids.